AUAUAUAUAUUUCACCUCUCAAAAUAUAGGAAGGGUAAUGAUGCAGCAGUUCAGCGAUUUGACAAAAGUUUAGAGGAGUUUUAUGCUCUCUGUGAUCAACUGGAGCUUUGCCUGCGGCUGGCCCACGAGUGCCUGUCGCAGAGCAUCGACAGCACAAAGCACUCUCCAAAUCUCGUACCUACAGCCACCAAGCCGGACACAGUACAAACAGAGUCUCUGUUUUACUCUCAGUAUCUCAGUAUGAUCAAAUCACAGAUUUCAUGUGCUAAAGACAUUCAUAAUGCUCUCUUAGAGUGUUCCAAAAAGAUUGCUGGGAAGGUUCAAGGAGCUUGUAAUUAGUAGCUGCCAACUGUAUUUAGUUAGCUUUUUUACAUAGCGUUGAUGCUGAUUGAAGAAUGUAUUUUUUUGUAUUUUCAAUUCCUUUUGUUUGUUUACUAUUGUGACAAAUGUACUCGUACAAUUCAAUUGAUAUAUUCUUGAAAAUAAAUG
Sinocyclocheilus grahami is the source of this 489-nucleotide messenger RNA. RefSeq names its product mediator of RNA polymerase II transcription subunit 29-like. The annotation marks the transcript as partial. NCBI's taxonomy places the organism in Eukaryota, Metazoa, Chordata, Actinopteri, Cypriniformes, Cyprinidae. Gene Ontology annotation, molecular function: transcription factor binding; transcription coregulator activity. Gene Ontology annotation, cellular component: mediator complex. Gene Ontology annotation, biological process: regulation of transcription by RNA polymerase II. The transcript is spliced from 2 exons. The record is from RefSeq and is a predicted model, not a curated record.